AUGAGUCUAGCGGGUUUGCUGUCCUUUAGGUGGCUCUCCGAAAGAAGUAGCAAACCAUCGCCUGCGGCUGUGAAGGCCACGACUUUGUUGUCCUCCGUUUCUCGGCCCACCUUUGAUGAGCUGCCUUUGAAAAGCGGUGACCCUAAAGCUUCCGCCUGGGGGCUCUGGGGGGACGACGAUGAACGAGGGACAUUAAAUUUGAUCACGGAUGACGUCGUUCGCGCUGCUAUCGCGGAGUCUAACCAAGGGAAAGUUGUCAACUUGAACCUUCCUCUUAAUGUUCCACGCAAGCCUAUGAACCCAAGGAGGAAGCCUUGCGCACAUACUCUGAUCGCCAAGGGACACGCGAACGAUGAUGAGCUCGACUUCAAUACACAAAGCUCGAGCCACUGGGAUGGGUUGAGGCAUUUUCCGUACUCAGAAACCAAACAAUUCUACAAUGGGGUCGUCCAGGACGACAUCUCAACCAGUCACAAAAUCGGCAUUCAAAGUAAGUGGUCUCCGAAUCGGUAUCCCAUAAGACCUUCUAAUCCACUGAUUGCACUAGACAUCGCCGUGAAACCAAUAGUUACACGUGGGGUCCUUAUUGAUUGGUAUUCCUUUGCUCAGCGGAAGGAUCUCACACAUCGCCCUUUCACAAACCAGGCCAUUCCACUGGAUGAGAUCCUAGAGGUUGCCAGAGAGCAGAGGGUCACUUUUCGUCGAGGGGACGUUCUUAUUAUCCGAACAGGGUGGACCGCGGCAUACUCUAAGAUGACUGAUUCUGAAAAAGACCACCUGGGAGGACGAGAUAAUCGCGCAUCCUGCGGAGUGGAAUCUACGGAGGCUGCAAUCCGAUGGCACUGGGAUCAAGGUUUCGCCGCUGUUGCGAGUGACACAGUAGCAUACGAAGCUUGGCCACCAACAAAGUCGUGGGGUGUUAGUAUGCAUGAGUGCGUGCAGGUUUUCUUGAGUGGAUGGGGAAUGCCAAUAGGCGAAUGUUGGGACUUAGAGGAGCUUAGCGAAACUUGCAAAAUGUUGGACCGAUGGACAUUUUUGCUCACAAGCCAGCCUCUCAAUCUUCCUGGGGGGUUGCGAGUCCCCCCAACGCCACCGCAAUUUUCUAGGCUACGAAUGAUUUUGGUCCAUUGA
Messenger RNA from Penicillium canescens, 1131 nucleotides. RefSeq names its product cyclase family protein. Bases 1 to 1131 code for a protein of 376 amino acids. Gene Ontology annotation, molecular function: arylformamidase activity. The transcript has 4 exons. The record is from RefSeq and is a predicted model, not a curated record. NCBI's taxonomy places the organism in Eukaryota, Fungi, Ascomycota, Eurotiomycetes, Eurotiales, Aspergillaceae.